GAUCCCUGGCCAGGUGUCAUUAUAAUGAACACUGAGGCGGCCACAGGAGCAGAGAUUUGGGAACCGAACCCAGUGCCUUACCGGGGGCUCUCUGGGGCCAGAGUGACGUGGCUCCAUCAGGUGGAAAGCCUGCGGCUCUCCCUGGACCCAACUCUUGCAGAGAUAAAGAUGUCUCAGAAGCCAGGACCAUCGCCACCACCACCACCACCAAGCCCAGGCCUAGGAGGGGAGGGAGGGGGGAGCUUUUCUGCUCCCACAGCGGCCAGGGCUUGUUUGUGGGUUCGCAAUUCACGGUGAUAAAUGUAAAGACCAAUUAAGGUUUGAUCCGAGCGCACGGGAGGCAGACGGCGGCGGACAGUGGGACCAAUUAGCGAGCAUGUCCCCUCAUUCCCGCCGCGGCCGCGCCGAGCAUCCCCAGGCGCCCGCGGCGGCGGCCCGGGAGCGCCCGGCCCCCUCCCUCCCUCCGGGCUCGGGGAAGGGCUGUCCUCUGCCAGCGAGAAGGAGUCCCUGCUGCCAGCCUCUUUCUCAGCCGUUCGGAGUUUGGCAUAACUGAAGACGGAGGGCAUGAAGUCGGUCCUAGAUGGCCUUGCAGACACCACCUUCCGCACCAUCACCACGGACCUCCUCUACGUGGGCUCGAAUGACAUUCAGUACGAAGACAUCAAAGGCGACAUGGCAUCCAAAUUAGGGUACUUCCCGCAGAAAUUUCCUCUAACUUCCUUCAGGGGCAGUCCCUUCCAAGAGAAGAUGACUGCAGGAGACAGCCCUCAGCUGGUCCCCGCGGACCAGGUGAACAUGACCGAAUUUUACAACAAGUCUCUCUCCUCCUACAAGGAGAAUGACAACAUCCAGUGUGGGGAGAACUUCAUGGACAUGGAGUGCUUCAUGAUCCUGAACCCCAGCCAGCAGCUGGCCAUCGCUGUGCUGUCCCUCACGCUGGGCACCUUCACGGUUCUGGAGAACCUGCUGGUGCUGUGUGUCAUCCUGCACUCCCGCAGCCUCCGCUGCCGGCCCUCCUACCACUUCAUCGGCAGCCUGGCUGUGGCAGACCUCCUGGGCAGCGUCAUCUUCGUCUACAGCUUCGUGGACUUCCACGUGUUCCACCGCAAGGACAGCCCCAAUGUGUUUCUGUUCAAACUGGGCGGCGUCACGGCCUCCUUCACGGCCUCGGUCGGCAGCCUGUUCCUCACGGCCAUCGACAGGUACAUCUCGAUCCACAGGCCCCUCGCCUACAAGAGGAUCGUCACCAGGCCCAAGGCCGUGGUGGCCUUCUGCCUGAUGUGGACCAUCGCAAUUGUGAUCGCCGUGCUGCCCCUCCUGGGCUGGAACUGCAAGAAGCUGCAAUCCGUUUGUUCGGACAUUUUCCCACUCAUCGACGAGACCUACCUGAUGUUCUGGAUCGGGGUCACCAGCGUGCUGCUGCUGUUCAUCGUGUACGCCUACAUGUACAUCCUCUGGAAGGCGCACAGCCACGCGGUCCGCAUGAUCCAGCGCGGCACCCAGAAGAGCAUCAUCAUCCACACGUCGGAGGACGGCAAGGUGCAGGUGACCCGGCCAGACCAAACCCGCAUGGACAUCCGGCUGGCCAAGACCCUGGUCCUGAUCCUCGUGGUUCUGAUCAUCUGCUGGGGCCCUCUGCUUGCCAUCAUGGUGUACGAUCUCUUCGGGAAGAUGAACAAGCUGGUGAAGACGGUGUUCGCCUUCUGCAGUAUGCUGUGCCUGCUGAAUUCCACCGUGAACCCCAUCAUCUACGCCCUGAGGAGCAAGGACCUGAGGCACGCGUUCCGGAGCAUGUUCCCCUCGUGUGAAGGCACCGCGCAGCCCCUCGACAACAGCAUGGGUGACUCAGACUGCCUGCACAAGCACGCCAACAACACAGCCAGCGCCCACAGGGCCACCGAGAGCUGCAUCAAGAGCACCGUCAAGAUCGCCAAGGUGACCAUGUCUGUGUCUACCGACACGUCCGCCGAGGCUGUGUGAGCCUGACGCCCCCGGGGCAACGCAGGAAAAGAAAUCCGUGUUUCUGUUUUUGUUUUUACAGCUGAAGAUCUAUUAUAGAAGAGUCUGUCGUCUCAUCGGUUAUCUUUUUUUAAGUUUAUCAUGCUCAUUGAAAAAAAAGUGAUUGUUCCCAUGAUCGGUUGUCUGUUCGCUGAUGUUUUUGGAUCGUGUAGAUUCUCAAACUCAGUUCUCUCCAGGGAUUUACAGUGAAGAAAGCCUAUUGCUUAAGUGACUGGAAGGUCCGAAGUCCCAGCGAAAUAGGAGGGAAACCUUGUGCUGCACAAUCUGCAGUCUAAGUACCACUGGAACAAUGCCAUGCAAUGAGUAAUGCCUUUGUAACCACCACUUUCAUUAUAAUAUAAUGUGAAAUGUAUGUGUCCAUCAGUUGCAGAGCUGUCCAUUUUUACCGCAGUUAUAUAGUACUAAAGUAGAGCUAUUUUGUAAAAUGUAUUGUGUCCCGUGAAAUGUGUAUCCGUGUUUACUGUGUGUUGUUUGUAUUUGUCUAGUUCAGCAAAAUUGAAAAGUAGCAUUUUAUGAAAACAGUGGAAUAUAAGCAGUGGGUACAUGGCAAUGAGAUCACUUUUUUUUUUUUUUUAAAGAGUAUUGUCCAUGAUAUAACUCUAGAAACCUUAAUAUUUUUUCAAACAUCUCUAUUUAAAAUUGACAUUGGAAAUAAUGAUAAAGAUUGUUGGGUUUUUGUUUUUUUCUUCUUCUGUUAAUAGAACAAGAAGAAUUGGAAGACUCUCCAAAGUAUUGAGCAGAAGUUAGUGACACUUAAAAUUUAUUAGCUCUGCAUUUUCAUACAAGGACAUUUAUGAUCUUCUGGACUAAAGCUAUCUCUUGGGUGAUGGAUUACAAUUAAAGGGGGGGGGAGGCAUAUUGACUUUCUUGGCUGACGUCUCUGACUUUCUUUAGUCUUUAGCUAUUACUGGACUUCUUAAGACAGCAUGUGUCAACCUUAAUGUAUAUUGUUAUCACUGUGCAAUUGCUGUUUACUUGAAGAGUAUUGUAUUCUUAUAUUCCAGGUUUAAGUAGAUUUUAUGCCUGGGUGGCCAAACAACAGUCUUCAUUUCUUUUUCUUAAUUGAAAAGAAGUAUUGUCUGGAUCAGUGAAAUUAUACUGUGUGUGAGUGUGAACAUAAAUGUGUGUGGUGUUUCUACCCUGUAACUGUUACCGUAAUGUCAUGAAGUGAGAAAACUGUGACCAAGUGUAAACUGUACCACUUGCUGCACUCUUGUACAUGAAUUCAGUUUCUAAAAUCAAGUUCAUUCAGAUAAUCUUGUUGAUAAAAAUAUUGACCAUGAGCAUUCAGAACCCUCCCCUCUCUCCCUCACCCUACCCCUCCUUUUUAGAGGCUGGGUCAAGUAUUACUAAAUGGAUCUUCAGGUAUUUCCUAAGACCAGUGUUUAGCAAGGAAAAAUCAGUAAUGAGCAUUUAAGUGAAGGCCUGUAUUUACCGUGUUAAUAGCAGGAAAUGAGAGUGUUUUGGUUUCUGAGCACCUAAUAUGAAUCAAGUCCAUGGAGAUGUAAGUCAUUAUAAGGGGCGUGGCUCUAAAAAUCCUUCAGUGCUAACAUUCUUUGGUUGUGCUUGUAGGGAGUGCGAUCCCGGCUUCAGUAGCAUCAUACACAGCUUGCUGGAAGUGAGACCACCCAGGUCCAGCCCAUGUGGCUAAGGAGCCUAUCAGACAGUGAGCGGUGGGUGAGAACGAAAAGGGCAGUGAGGAGCUGACACACUCGUGGCAGAGGCCUGGGUGACAUAGGGCUGCUCUGUGCUUCACCCAGACACCCUUGGGGACAGCCCAGCACCCAGCUGGUUUGGGUAAGGAAUAAGGCCUCUUCUCCGGUCCUGGUAACCAAGAUCUGCUACAGCGUAAGGAUGAGCUUCCUUUCCUCCUACGCCCUGGUCCGCUACUCCUUAAUGGUGCUCAGAGUCAGGCCCUUUCCCAGCAAGCUUAAGAAACUGAUAAUGCUUAAGAAACCACUUGACUGGCAAAAGUAUAAUCUCCUCCUGAUUCAGACAAAGCACGGCUCCUGCAGGAUCCAGAGGCCUGCGUAGCAUGAAGUGAAGUGGAGAGCUAGUGUUUUUGGUGACUUUUUAGGUGUUCAGAUACCUGUGCAGCCUGGCGGGGUCUUCUUGCAAUGUAUGGCCUGAGGCUGAACGUGGCCUGUGGACCAAGCUGAGAUACUUUAAUCAUCUGUGUACAUAGUUCACAUCCACCCGCGGGUUCCCUUGCUUGAUCUCUCUGUGAUAUGCAGACGAGGGCUCAGGUUGCUAGAGCAUUAAUAAGAUCUCUUCAGAAGAAGGAAAAAAGAUUCUUUAUGAAAAAAACUCCCCAGGGUCUAGUUUUCAUUUAAGAAAUGCCACUCUUUUUGUCCCACAUUAGCCUGAAUAUUAAUCUACAUGUCUCAGAACUCACCAGACAGUACAAACUUUUUUUCCUCACAGCUAUGAAGACCUGGUAAAAGUGAAAUUCUACUUACUGGUAAAAAAAAAAAAAACAUAAAAAAAAUCUCCAGGAUUCAUUUUUGAAACUGUAUUUGUGUGUGUGCAAUGUAGAUUUUAUAGUGUGUUGUACUUUCAAGAUCUAAAUCAUAUAUAAUUAAUGAAGGGACCAUGGGGCUGACAGCACUAAACUUGGUGCUCAUUGAUAUUCUAAGAAAUAUCUGUGAAAUAUCAUCAUGUAUGCAUUAUACCUCCUUUAUUUUAAAGCAAAUUAGUUUGAUUCCCUUUGACACUUUAAUAUCGUUUCCUAACCAGGUUACUCAGAUGUUCUCUCAUGAAUAUACUCAUUAGAGUUACCAUUUACUAGUAUCAUGCAUUAAUUAGUUCCUUCAUUAGACCCAUUAAUUUAAAUAUAAUUUAGAUUUCAGUAAAUGUUUAAAGGUCCAACUUCAGAGUUGUCUACUUUCCUCUGAGAAGAAUGCAUUUGUCCUGACCAUGCAUGCUACCAUCACGUGUGUCUUCAGAAAGGGCCAGCUUUCCACCUGCUCCCUUUCUCCUGAGUCAUGAUGAACCUUUCAGUCCUACACUGGGAGUGUCUUUUCUUUGCAUGGGGCUCUUAGAGAUAUGGGCGGACUUGCUUAUUUAGUGGCUAGUCCAUGUCAGGAGUAUACAUACAUGAGUUCUGAACCAGCUCAGACUCGCCACAGUACGCAGCGUUGUGGCUAGCAGAAGAGAAAGAGCAGUUGUUUGUGGAGAAGGAGGGCUGUUCCCAAGAACCUCUAAUCUUUCAUUAUCUGAAAUACAUGUAAAAGGAGCACGGAUCUGGGAAAAGCUGACGACAUAUUCCUACGCUUGAGAUGAUUCCCCAGCCUCCCCAUCCAUCACUUUGAGUCAAGCCUAUCUGGCGUUAGGUGUCAAGGCAUUUUGGCCGCCUGCACUCACCCUACCCCCACAUGGGAAUUAGAGCCUGGGUGAGUAGCAUUCCAGUUAGUGCCCUAAUGAUUCAUUUCUGCCAUUCCAUGUCUGUAAAAGAGACCACCAAUAUCAUGCGCAAAAUUAGAUUUCUCACAAUCUAACUGUAUAUUUGUAUGAUAUUUUAAAAUCUCCUAAAUGCUGGGCAAUGGCUAUUAACAAAUGUCUUGCACUGGCCUUUUGAUGAAAUGUUAACAAUGCCUAUUGUAAUAUAGACAAAACAUUUUAUCUACUGAUUUGGGCUGAAUGUAUGUAAAUAGGUCUUUAAAAAAAAGUCAAAUGUUGAAGCAGUGGCCUACGAAUCAGUAAUUUUCAGAUAGAAGAGUUUUUUUCCUUUGCUGUGGCAUCCUAAAAGCUGUCUGCACGUAAAUUUAGUGCACUAGGCCUGCUGGGGAUUGGAGUCCCCAGGAAAGGAAACCCUUUCUUAUAAUAAUAUAAAUGAAGAUACUAGAUCAUCUGGAUUCUUCCAACAUUUCAAGUGGAAAACAAUUCUUUAUUGUCUGUAAAUCUAACAUUAUUACUUUUCCUCUUAGAAAAAUAUUGUACUGUUAGAUGUUUGUUGAGCUGGUAACAUCCUUGCAACUGCUGCAGUUCCUUUGUUAGUAACAUGUAUAAUAUUUUGUACACAACUACCAGUAAGGUUGUUAUUCACUGUAGCUUCAGUCAUUAAAUUACUAUAGCAAAAUAGUACUUCUGUAAUAUUUACAAUGUAUUAAGCCCACACUCUAUUUUAUUUCAGUGAUAUAAUUACAUUGUUAUUUACAAAGUUGUUAAUUACAAAGGAAAACAUCCCCUCAUGUCAAUUGUCCAAAGUUACCUGGAAUCAAAUAAAAAUUCUAGAUUAUCAUGCAGGACAUAAAA
Pipistrellus kuhlii (Kuhl's pipistrelle) is the source of this 6273-nucleotide messenger RNA. It is a transcript of the gene CNR1, whose product is annotated as cannabinoid receptor 1. The record is from RefSeq and is a predicted model, not a curated record. Lineage: Eukaryota; Metazoa; Chordata; Mammalia; Chiroptera; Vespertilionidae. Gene Ontology annotation, biological process: G protein-coupled receptor signaling pathway. The coding region runs from base 565 to 1980 and encodes 471 amino acids. The transcript has 2 exons. Gene Ontology annotation, cellular component: membrane. Gene Ontology annotation, molecular function: cannabinoid receptor activity.